AUGGCCAUCUCUGCGCGAUACACCAGGUAUCUGGUGUUCGCCGUUGUGGGGUUGACCUUUUUCUAUUUCAUCACUCGAUCAUCCUUCCAAUUACCCAGCGCUGCCUCCCUUCCGCGCCCCAAACCGUCCUAUGAGGACUUUAAAUCACAGAAGCCCCAGAACACGGGGGUCAACAGCACCGAGCGAGUCAAUGCAACCUUUGUGACCCUGGCACGCAACUCCGACAUUUGGGAGAUUGCCAAGUCCAUUCGAACGGUGGAGGAUCGGUUCAACCGCAACUUCAACUACGACUGGGUCUUUUUGAACGACCAAGAAUUCGACGAGGAGUUCAAAAAGCUCACCACGUCCCUGGCGUCUGGUACCACCCACUAUGGCAAGAUUCCCACGGAGCACUGGUCCUAUCCUUCAUGGAUCGAUCAGAACAAGGCCCGUGAAGUGCGGGAAGACAUGGGUCGCAGAAAGAUUAUUUACGGAGACUCGGAGAGCUAUCGUCACAUGUGUCGUUAUGAAUCUGGCUUCUUUUUCCGUCACCCGCUCAUGAUGAAUUACGAGUACUACUGGCGAGUCGAGCCCAGCGUGGAACUGUUCUGCGACGUUCCUACCGACCCUUUCUUGUUCAUGAAGCAGAACAACAAGAAGUACAGCUUCGUGAUUAGCUUGUACGAAUACAUCGAUACCAUCCCCACCCUGUGGGACAGCACGAAGAAGUUUUUGCAGGCACAUCCCGAACAUAUUGCCGAAAACAACGCCGUGGACUUUGUUAGUGAUGAUGGCGGUGAAACCUACAACAAAUGCCACUUUUGGUCCAACUUCGAGAUCGGUAGUCUCGAGUGGCUUCGGUCUCCAGCCUACAUUGAUUAUUUCUCUUCCUUGGACCAAGACGGCGGCUUCUUCUACGAGCGAUGGGGUGAUGCGCCAGUGCACUCCAUCGCUGCUGCGACCAUGCUCAAAAGGGAUGAGAUUCACUUUUUCAACGAGAUCGCCUACUACCACGUUCCAUUCACCCAUUGCCCCAGUUCCGAGCAGACGCGGCUGGAUCUGCGUUGCCAUUGCAAGCCCCAAGAGAACUUUGACUGGAAGGACUAUUCUUGCACCUCUCGCUGGUUCUCCGUCAACAAUCUUCAGAAGCCCGAUGGCUGGGACAAGAAAGAUUGA
This is a messenger RNA of Penicillium diatomitis, 1155 nucleotides long. RefSeq names its product glycosyltransferase family 15 protein. The transcript is spliced from 4 exons. NCBI's taxonomy places the organism in Eukaryota, Fungi, Ascomycota, Eurotiomycetes, Eurotiales, Aspergillaceae. Gene Ontology annotation, biological process: protein N-linked glycosylation; cell wall mannoprotein biosynthetic process; protein O-linked glycosylation. Bases 1 to 1155 code for a protein of 384 amino acids. Gene Ontology annotation, cellular component: Golgi apparatus; membrane. The record is from RefSeq and is a predicted model, not a curated record. Gene Ontology annotation, molecular function: alpha-1,2-mannosyltransferase activity.